AUGGCUCUCGUGUCAUACUCGGACUCCGAAGCUUCAGACUCAGAGCAGGAGACAAAACCCACCCAGCCAUCAAACAAGACAAUAGCCCCGCCACCCCCCAAACCCUCCUCAGGCGCAAACUUCCACUCGAUCGUCGACCGCGGCAAUCCCCGCAAAAUCCGCGUUGCACUACCGGAUAUUAAACCAGAAAGCUCAGCCGCGGAUGACGACCAGACGGCUGAAGAUGGCCCGGCCAGAAAACGAGCCAAGAUAGGUGGCGGCAAAGCGUUUUCGGGCUUCAAUUCACUUUUACCGGCUCCGAAGAGGGCAGCCGCCGCGGCGGAGAAGGACAAGAAGGCCGCUGCACCCGCGCGCAAGAUAUUCAGUUUGAAGACUGGGGCGGCACCUGGGUUUGAUCGCGAGGCUGACGCGGAUCUUCGGAGUGAAUGGGCGUAUGAUGCGUUAGCAGGCGCGGGCGAUGACGAGACGAUUCCGAAGGCCGGGAGCCUCCGAGAGGAAUCUGGUGGCAGCCCGAGCGCUACGCGGGGGGCGGAACAGGGCGACGAGAAGCCGAAGGAGGAGGUCAAGUUGAAAGGAAACCCGAUGAUGUUCAAACCGCUAUCCGUCGGGCGAGCGUCACAGAAGAAAAAAAAACAGCCGGCUAAAGUUGCCUCUGCAUCCUCUGCACCCAUCGCAACCGACACGAACACGGCUUCUGGGCCGUCCAAGGGGCCUGCUGUCAUACAGCCUACACCGCCACCGCCUGUCGCGCCGAAACCGAAGAUUAGUUUGUUCUCUCUGUCGUCGGAAGAGUCCACAACGUCGAGUUUCCCCGGACUCCAAGCACAGAGUUCCACGUACGAGCCUUUGGUCUUUACUACUGAUUCCGAUGCCGCUCCAGCUGGACCGCAGCCCGACCCUCAAGUCGCGGCUAUCGCAUCAGACUCAUCUGACCAAACACUGGAUAACAUUGCGGAUGACCUCAAUCUAUCCCGAGCCCAACGGCGACAGCUCUUCGGACGCAACGCCGACCCGUCCAAAUCCCGCAUUCUUCAUUUCAACACGGACAAGGAGUACAUCGCCAACCAGGAGUUGGCUCACCAGACGGACCAUGCGGCCGCUCAGCACAAUCCAGUCCGGGCAAUCGCUCCAGGCAAACAUUCGCUGCAGCAGCUGGUCAAUGCAGCAAGCACCCAGAAGGAGGCGUUGGAGGAAAGUUUUGCAACUGGGCGAAGAAACAAAAAGGAAGCUGGUUCCAAAUACGGCUGGUAA
Molecule: messenger RNA, 1251 nt
Organism: Aspergillus clavatus NRRL 1
Lineage: Eukaryota; Fungi; Ascomycota; Eurotiomycetes; Eurotiales; Aspergillaceae
Product: PRCC domain-containing protein
Exons: 1
Coding region: 1-1251 (416 amino acids)
Cellular component (GO): nucleus
Source: RefSeq, a predicted model, not a curated record